Molecule: messenger RNA, 3216 nt
Organism: Letharia columbiana
Lineage: Eukaryota; Fungi; Ascomycota; Lecanoromycetes; Lecanorales; Parmeliaceae
Exons: 7
Coding region: 1-3216 (1071 amino acids)
Source: RefSeq, a predicted model, not a curated record
AUGGCAGAGGCAAGCGAUCAGAACGACAUGCCUCCCCAGACACAAAGCCGGAAUAGCCCCUCAGAGGACAGCACCACUGACAUUGACAAGGAAACUCCUGCCAAAAAGCCAUCGCUGAUCAAGAGAAUGUGGGAUGGAUCUGGUCUCAAUCCGGGAAUGCUGAUGAUGAUGAUCAAAGGUGCCUUACCUCCAACAAUUUCACUCGCCGUCUAUCAGAGUACGGAUUUUGCCCAAGUCUACUCAACCCUUGGCUAUCUCGUGGCUAUCAUGUCUGUCCUCAGCUUCGCCAUUUUACCGAGAAGCAAGUACAUUCAGACAAUGCUGUUCAACAUCAUUGGUUUAUGUAUAGGCGCUGCGGUCGCGCUGCUUGAAAUUUACUGUAGCGUCCAAGCACGAGCUCACACAAGCCCAUCCGUCAAAGCGACUGGCAACGGUCCCAGCCCUGGAACCGCGGUGUCUAACUACAAUUCCUCGGCUUCCGCCGUGAGUGCGAUUUGGCUGUUCUUCAACAUUUACCUCGUCAAUACUCUGCGUGCGUCAAGGCCGCAGCUGCAAUUUCCUGUCAUUAUAUACUCGAUCUUUGCAAACGUAGCGUCCGUCUACGCGCCAACUUUUCCAACCAUGGUCGCUGGUAUCGCUUUUGCCAAGCGCCUGUUGGAAGCCUUCCUCACUGGGUUUGCUAUUGCUACAGGGGUGUCACUGUUUAUAUUCCCCGUAUCGGUACGGAUGACAUUCUUCAAACAAUCGGCUGGGUUCAUUGCAGCUGUUCAGGGCACACUGAAAGCUCAGAUGUCCUAUCUGCAGACCUUGGAGAAGAAGGAUAUGUUCCGUAUCCCUACGGAAUCCGACGAGGAUGAGAAGUAUAAGAAAUCGAAUAGCCACAAGAAGGGCGAUACGGCCAAGCCAAACGGAAGUGCAGAAGCUCAACGAUUGAAAGCAACGAACGAGGCUCUUGGGGAGCUCUACGGAAAGAUGCAUACCGAUGUUACUUUUGCAAAGCGAGAGAUGGCUUGGGGAAAACUCGAUGCUUCUGAUAUCGACGAGCUGCUAAAGCUCUUCCAAGGAAUCAUCCUUCCGAUGAUUGGUAUGAGUAGCGCUGCCGAUAUCUUCCAACGUAUUGCGGAAAAAAGUGGCUGGACACAACGAGAGACCGCUUCAUCCCCAGAAAAUGAAAAACGCAAAAACCAAUGGAACGAAAUCAUGCGGACGCUGCAUGAUCCAUUCCAAACAGUGACAGAGACCAUGCAUGAUGGCCUCCAGCACGCUCUCUAUACGCUGGAGCUGGCCAAGCCUCCAAAGAACAAGAAUCAGAAAGCCAGCAAGCGAAGCAGUGGUGAUGAUGCAGCAUCGAAGGAUGUAGAAGCCGACGCUGGUGUUAUGAAGCCUGGAGAUCCUGAGUAUGCCAUCUACCUAGCCAAAAAGAUCGAUGGGUUCUAUGAGCAACGAAAGACGGCGCUCGCAGUUUGGUGCCAGCAGAGAGGGAUCCGGAUGGAUGCCAAUCCCUUUGAGAAUCCCUCGCAGACGGCUUUAGAUAUCAGCACUGAGAUACCGAGCCGGACAGAUGAUCCAGGAGAGCAUGCGAAGAAUCAGCGGCAAUUAUAUCUUGUUUUAUAUAUGGAGUUUUUGCUUUGGUCGACUGGUCGAGCAGUUUUAGCGCUUGUUCAAUUCGCUGAUAAGAAAGUUGAGGAUGGGACCAUGAAAAAGAAACGGCUCAUCUCUCCAGGCCUGAAUCGACUUAAAAAGUGGGUGACAAGUUCGUUGAAAGUCGAGGAUGCCGGGAUGGAGCACACACCUGACUCUACCGAGGCUGGUGGUGGUAGCAUAUACACAGGAGACUCCUUCCGGGCUGCCAAAGAUCCUGAGCACCUUCCACCUUCGAAUGCUUGGCAACGGUCGACCAAUGUUUUGAGGCAAUUCUCUCGACUCUUGGGUAGUCCAGAGUCGGCUUUUGGAUUCCGAGUUGCGUGCGCGACAUUAAGUAUCGGAAUAGUUGCUUACCUUAAGGAAACACAAAUGUUCUUCAAUGAACAAAGACUUGUCUGGGCGAUGAUCAUGGUGGCAAUUGGAAUGACCACUACAGCAGGAUCCGGCGUCUUCGGUUUUUUCGGCCGCACUGUGGGAACAACAAUUGCUAUGUGUACCAGUCUUGUGAUCUGGUAUAUCGUGGAUGGUCAUCCUGCUGGAGUGAUUGUUUUUGUGUUUGUCUUCGUCUUCUUUGAGUUUUACUUCCUCAUGAAAUACCCCCGCUUUACGGUCGUGGCUAUUAUCUCUGUCGUCACGCAAGUCUUGAUCGUUGGAUACGAAUUGGAAGUGAAGAAGCUUGGUAGGAAAGCGGCCACAAGCAGUGGACAACCAUACUAUCCGAUCUACCUACUUGCGCCUUACAGACUAGCUUGCGUGGCUGGAGGUAUGCUUGUAGCCUUCAUUUGGACGUUUUUUCCGUAUCCACUCACAGCUCGAUCUCAAUUGCGGCAAGACCUUGGGGUGUCAUUGUAUUUGCUCGCGAACUUCUACUCAAUUGUGCACACGACUAUCGAUCUACGUGUCAAGGGAACUGAAGGCGACAUGGAGUCAAAAAUGAGCCCUGGCCGAAAGCUGCAGAAGGCUCGUGGCAAGGUGUAUGUCAAGGAGCUUGCAUUACUUGCUGGCCUGCGUCAACAUUCAGCGUUCACGGCUUGGGAGCCCACUUUUGGUGGGAAAUUUCCGAGACAGCAGUAUGAUACGAUCAUUCAAGAAGUGCACAACAUCCUCAACUACCUAGCACUCAUAUCUUACUCCUCCCACCACUUCUCUCAAGAUCCUGCAGCCUCACCAGACAAAGCAUCCUGGCUUCAGGACUUUACCCGUCUCGUUGGGACAUUGAAUGCUACAUCGCAAGACGUCACCUCCCUUCUCGCCCUUCUUUCCUCAUCUGUGACCAACGGCAAUCCACUUCCACCAUACCUCAAGGCUCCACCAACUUACAAGCUGAGUCAAAGACUCGAAGAGUUGGAUGCAGAUAUUCUGAGCAUCAGCCAUAUUGCUGAGCCAGGAUACAGUGCGUUUGCGGUGAUGCAGAUCGCGAGUAGUCUCGUCAGUGAUAAUUUGGGGAAGCUGAUUGACAAUGUCAAAGCCUUGGUUGGUGAAGUUGACUUUUCGUUCCAUGUCAUCUCUACAGCAGACCCUUCUGAGGAAACUCUUUCGGGUAAAGAGGGCGAGAAAGGCAAGAAGGACUGA